Molecule: messenger RNA, 2352 nt
Organism: Ostrea edulis (European flat oyster)
Lineage: Eukaryota; Metazoa; Mollusca; Bivalvia; Ostreida; Ostreidae
Exons: 7
Coding region: 102-1313 (403 amino acids)
Molecular function (GO): protein binding
Source: RefSeq, a predicted model, not a curated record
ACGCUACCCGGAAAUGUUCCGUAUCUAAUCGAAGGAAUUUCACGGCAUGGGAUUUUGAGCGAAUGAUAUAUCCGUUAAGCAGCAGUGUUUGAUUAUUAACAAUGAUGGGGGGACGUUCCUGUACAUGCAACAUAACAGAGGACUUUGUAUUGGACAGAGUUUUAACGUCUGUAACUCCUGCAGAAGUUCUUGAAGGAGAUGACGACGAGGAGGAGGAGUCUGUACAUGCUGAUGCCAUUGAUGGAUUGCUUUGCAUACCCUUUCCUAAGAACAGGGAUUCAUCCACUUCUGCAUCGAGUAAUUCAAGAAGUGACUCUGACGAUUUGAGAUCUAUAAGAACAAAUAGAAGAGCUAGACGUUUUCAGAGUCUUUGGAGCAGAGACAACCUGUUCAGCCUUCAAUCUGCAAAACAACCUAGAAACAACGGUGAUAUGUAUCACAUUGUCACGCAAGUUUAUGGUGCAGCUCAAAACGAAAUAAGGGUAAAUGACAGAAUCAUUGAAAUCAAUGAGAAAGAUGUGCGACGAAAAAGUAAGCAAGAAAUCGACAUACUCUGGAAAGGACUCGCCAAAGCAUCCAAAAUAAAACUGAAAGUAUGGCGGUGGGAAAAUGACGGAGUUGGCCAUAAUGUUCGGGAAUUAAAGAUAGUUUUCCAUCGUGUACAUCCCGAUUGCCUCAUCCGGGAAAUAUCAAUACUAUCACUUAGGGAUAAAGUUCCAAAAGCAGUCAAAAACUUUGUAUGGACAAGUGAAUUCAUUCCAUAUCAUAUUCGUAUUGCCAGUGAAUCGGGAAUUUAUGUCUUUGCCAACAUUGAAAACAUGACUUUAUAUGGCGAGCCAAUGAAAGAGAAAGCUAAGAAUAACCAAUUUCGUUUCCUGGUGCGAUUCUUCAGCUGUAUCAUAGAGGAGGAAGUGCACGGCUGCAAUGCCAGGGUGGGUUUUGUGGUCCAGUAUGGGAAAGAUUUUGAUGUGUCAUCAGUCUUACCAGAGUCAACGUCCGUUCUGUUGAAGCGCCAUGUUCCCUACGACACAAAGAAAUUAGACGAACGUUUCAUCCUUAAACUACAGAUUCCCAAAGAAGAGGACUUCUUCGAAUCUCUUUCCUAUAAAAAUAUGUUUAUGAAAUACGACAAUGAAACAAAGGAAAUCAGAAUGCAACAAAUGGAUGGUCCUGGACCAAGUUACUUGAAUGAGAUGUUUAGGUCACGGGGAUCAAUAUCUAGAUCAGGUAGGGCCAGGUGUGUUUCGUUCGAUAUACCCACCGUAUCGGAAAGAGACGACAACUUAUUUGUGUUGGAACAAAUCAAAGAAUAAACAAUGAACAGUAAUUUUGUAAUGGUCAAACAACAUGUUUAUCAAAUCUGAAGAUGAGAGGGGAAAGACCUUUAAUUUUAGUAUUAUACAGUGACAUUAGGAGAAAAGAGAUUAUACAGUGUGUUAUGGGUUAGAAUAUUCUUAAAUAAAUUCAGCAGAAAUCAAUCACAAAAAUAUUCAAAGAUUUUAACACUAUUUGCAAAGAAAAAUAUAUCAAUAACAAAUGACUAAUUUGCAAUAGAUACACAGUAUCAGUGUCCAAUAGAUACACAGUAUCAGUGUCCAAAAGAUACACAGUAUCAGUGUCCAAUAGAUAUACAGUAUCAGUGUCCAAUAAAUACACAGUAUCAGUGUCCAAUAGAUACACAGUAUCAGUGUCCAAUGUUGGUUUAAUGCCGAGGUGAAUUCCAACACGGGAAUAUAAACUGUAAGGCGAAAAAUAAUGAAACAGUGAUCAAUCUCUUAACUCCUUUAAGGAAUACAAAACAGAGACUUGUGCAAACACGGACCCCUGGAUAUACCAGAGGUGGGAUCAGGUGCCUAGGAGGAGUAAGCAUCCCCUGUCGACCGGUCACACCCGCCGUGAGCCCUAUAUCUUGGUCAGGUAAACGUAGUUAUCCGUAGUCGCAAUUAGUGUGCCAAGAACGGCCUAACAAUCAGUAUGGAACCAGUCAGACAGCAUUCGGUAGAAUGAUUGGUUGUAUUUUCAAACUAGAUUACUGUAACGACCAUAGCAUUUGCGAAAUGCUGACUUUAAAACGACACUGUUGAAACCCCUGUACCAUCAACUUGUUUGGCAGUAGCCUGCCUGUCACAAAUCGGCUAUUAAAUCCAAAAUCAGUCCAAAACCCUCAGAUCUUAUUUAAUGCUUCCAAGUGAUUAAUCCAGUGCUUUUAAAAUAUUACAGUGUACAGUGGAGCCUCGUUAAUCCGGGCACUUUGGUUCCCAGCAAAAUCGUCCGGAUAAAUGAAGCGUCCGGAUAAUUGAAUCGCAUAUUUUCUAUCUUUACAUAAGUAACCAAUAUAAGUCUACUUUAUUG